Sinocyclocheilus rhinocerous is the source of this 1604-nucleotide messenger RNA. RefSeq names its product SIX homeobox 1a (gene six1a). The transcript is spliced from 2 exons. The record is from RefSeq and is a predicted model, not a curated record. Gene Ontology annotation, molecular function: RNA polymerase II cis-regulatory region sequence-specific DNA binding; DNA-binding transcription factor activity, RNA polymerase II-specific. Gene Ontology annotation, biological process: regulation of transcription by RNA polymerase II; regulation of skeletal muscle cell proliferation; skeletal muscle fiber development. Bases 367 to 1218 code for a protein of 283 amino acids. Lineage: Eukaryota; Metazoa; Chordata; Actinopteri; Cypriniformes; Cyprinidae. Gene Ontology annotation, cellular component: nucleus; transcription regulator complex.
UUCAAGGUCUCCAGUUUCAGGCCUUGACGUCCGCCCUCCGGGGAGGAAACGGAACGGAUCUGUAGAUGCAGUUCUGCUCUGCUGGCCGGUUUCAGAACAGACCGGGGCGAACUAAUCACGGAAUGACGCUGUGCUCGGUUUCUCUGUCAUAUAUCCAUAAGGACAAACCGCAUCCGAAUCUCACGUGUGCAACCCCGGAGGGUGACAGUGGUGCCACACAACUGGAUAACAGGCGGUUAUCAAAAUUGGAGCUGCAGCAAGAGAUAAACGUGGCACGGGGAUUUUUGUCCGAGGACUCAUUUGAGAGGAAUACCUACAGAGCCUCUGAAUAGGAGGGUAUUACGUGGUGGACUGCACCGGGCCGCAAUGUCAGUCUUGCCCUCUUUCGGCUUUACGCAGGAGCAGGUCGCGUGCGUCUGCGAGGUGCUGCAGCAGGGUGGAAACCUGGAGAGGCUCGGACGUUUCCUUUGGUCCCUGCCAGCCUGUGACCACCUCCACAAAAACGAAUCCGUGCUGAAAGCGAAGGCCUUGGUGGCCUUCCAUCGGGGAAACUUCCGUGAGCUCUACAAGAUCCUGGAGAGCCACCAGUUCUCCGUGCACAACCACCCGAAGCUGCAGCAGCUGUGGCUGAAGGCGCACUACGUGGAGGCGGAAAAGUUGCGGGGCCGCCCGCUAGGCGCUGUGGGCAAAUACCGCGUGCGCAGGAAAUUUCCUUUGCCCCGUACGAUCUGGGACGGUGAGGAGACCAGUUAUUGCUUUAAGGAGAAGUCUCGGGGCGUGCUGCGUGAAUGGUACACGCACAAUCCCUAUCCAUCUCCACGGGAAAAGCGAGAGCUGGCGGAGGCAACGGGACUGACCACCACACAGGUCAGCAACUGGUUUAAAAACAGGAGGCAGAGAGACCGGGCAGCUGAGACAAAAGAGAGAGAAAACAGCGAGAACAACGGCGUUGGCGGUAAGCAGAGCCAGCGGUCUCCGCUCGACGGAGUGAAGUCGCUCAUGUCCAGCUCGGAGGAUGAGUUCUCUCCGCCGCAGAGCCCCGAGCACAACUCCGUGCUUCUACUGCAGGGGAACAUGAACACUCCCGGGGCUUCCGCAUACCCAAUGCCCGGCCUCGGUGCACAGCACUCGGUGCAUAGCAUGCAAGGACAUCCGCAUCAGAUGCAGGAUUCAUUGUUGGGAUCUCUAACAUCCAGCCUUGUGGAUUUAGGAUCUUAGGACGUCUCGUUCAUAUUUUAAGCGACAAGACUUAAAACCAUAAAUAACCAAUAUUUACAGCGUUACCGCAUACUUUCAUGACGCACAGGACGUUUGCUGAAAUAAACUAUUCUUUUGCAAACGAUUAGGAAAAGGGAGAAAAUCAAAAGAGCUUCUCUGAGUUUUGGGAAUUUUGAGUAUACUGGACAAGUGCGUAAAAUUUGUAAAACCAAUGAGGCCAAUAUUUAAGAAUAUUCACAGUAUUGUUGGAUACAUAACCCUUUAAUAAUUUAUGAUGUUUUACUCAAAGAUUAAUUUAUAGAGAUUGUUCUGUAUUGGACAGUACGAAUAGCAGGGAUUUUUAAUGAGAAAAUCAUUGGCUUCAAACAUCUUAAACUAAACUCUAU